Molecule: messenger RNA, 4656 nt
Organism: Anopheles gambiae (African malaria mosquito)
Lineage: Eukaryota; Metazoa; Arthropoda; Insecta; Diptera; Culicidae
Gene: lama
Product: putative phospholipase B-like lamina ancestor
Exons: 5
Coding region: 2147-4231 (694 amino acids)
Biological process (GO): phospholipid catabolic process
Cellular component (GO): extracellular region
Molecular function (GO): glycerophospholipase activity
Source: RefSeq, a predicted model, not a curated record
CUUGAGCGUGUCUAAGACAUUUAAGAGUUGAUUAGCAGAGUCCAGAAUUGAUACGACGGUGAAAAAUAGAUGGUCUUUAUCAUAAAAAAUAUAUAAAUUAAAAAAAAAAUUAAUGUCGUUUUGUAAUUCAGAAGUGAUUUAUUAUUCUUUGUGGUUCAAAAACUUGACUAGAUCGGGUUUUAUACUGCAAUUUUGUGUCCAAUUUUUAUAGUAAAUACAGUUUUUCAUAAAUUUUUGCUAAGUUUCUCAACUUUUCCUAAGCGUUCAUGCUUUUUCCAUUGGUGGGUGACAUAGCACAGGCCUCACUUGCCCAAGGCAACCUCUCAUGCGAUACCGCACGUCCGCACACACCAACACGCAAUGCACACGCUGACUCACACAACCCGAACCCCGCACAUUUGUUGUUGCUGUUGUGUGCGUGUGUGCGUACUAACCCCAUGUAACGAACGUGUGGGAUCAAACUAGCGAAGAUAGCGAAUGGGCCCGUGCCCGUCACUGUUCUUCCUAACCUUGUGCAAGACACACGCGCGUGAACAAACCCCGUGCGCACACACGUAUCGUGAUAUUCGUGCGUGCAGUUUUCCUUUUUUGUUAGUCAAAUUUACCCAAAAUCACCUCGACAAACCAACAUCAAAUCACGCGAAAGCAGCUCCAAACUCCCCCGACUGUUACAAAUGUAGUCCCACGGGGUGUAUCCGUAGUUGCUAUAUAUUACCUUCGGUUUACCUUACGUAUUGUUUUUUGUGUGUGUUAUUGUUGUGUAGUUUAUCGUAAUAUAUCCCCCGUUUAACGACCGUUCUCUGUCGGUAGUGUCGUGUCAAUCGGAAGGAUCCCAUAAAACACAGCAAGUUAUAUCAGGUUCUGCUGUCGUUCCUUUCGGUGGGUGGUGGCGUGAAGUAACGUGCUCUCGAAAUCGCUCAACGCCGAAAAAUUUGGCCCUUGCUACUGCUGCUGCUGCGUUUGCAUAAUCGCCGAGCGAAGGUAGUCCAGAAGUGUUACUGGUUUUGUAAGUGUGUGUUGCUAGCAGCUCCCUUUCCAAAUCCGAUCCGACCAGAGCGACGACACGCGAAGAAAGUGUGUGGGAAACAUCUCGGAGAAAGUGGUACCUGAAGCUGAAGUGUCUUUCGUCGUCCCAGGUGGGGGCCUUCAGAUUGCCUUAUAGAGCGAAAGCAGUUGCUUCCUGCAGACCCUGCUGGCCCGGUUCAGGCCGCUCUUCAAUCGGAUCUCGUACAUAAGAAGUCCCUGAUAUCUCAAGCACAAUUGUGAUCGUUGGCCAUAGCCGUAGCCGACUUGUACUGAAUCUAAGCGCCACGUUCCUUAUUGCGAUUACACUGGGCUCCACAGUGCACGGCAACAGCGACCCAACCGCCUCAUUCCAAUGGGUUGACACGUCUGCAACCGCACGUGAGUUCCCGGUGCCGCCAGCAGACCGAGCCGAAGUUCGCGCCCGAACAGAGGAGUUGUUGUCCGGAGCGGCAGAGCAGCAGCAACAGCAGCAGCACCUACCAUCCCCGGAGUUGUACCAGCAGUUCCGGUAGCAGAGUGCUCCAUUUGUCGUCUCAUUCCGCCAGCACCAGCCAGAGUGUGUGGUAUGGUGCUAUUCCGUUGAUUGGUGAUCUACUAGGAACUGUACGAAGAAGAAGAAGUAGUAGUGGCCUUAAGGAAGAUUCAGCGCAUCAGCCCGGCAACGUCCUAAGGGGACGCUCACACGAAAUCAACCACCGUUCAACCGACUUUCCAAUGAGAGUAGUCCAGUGUGUAAGGCAUCUAACAGCGGCGUCCCAUCCGGCAUCCGUCUGCCCAAACGGUGUACCAUCGGGGAUCCGUGGAUUGGGGGAACUGUUCUGCUACAGCUACUACGCCGUUGCCACCAUUCUGCUGCACCUGUUUGCCGUCCUGCCGCUCGUUAUUGCAGACCUCAAUUAUUGCUGGAAGCCAUAGAGCGAUCCGUGUGCCACCGACCAUCUGGGAGGUUAAAACACCCUGUACAGCUGGUUCGAUCCUGUUCCUGUCUCCACUCUGCUCCUGCUUAUCUGCUGUUGUUGUAUUUGGGGAGCGUGUAUAGCGCAUCAGGUGAUUCGUCGCAAAACAUUCCAAAUUUGCUGCUGCAUUUGUGCCACCUUACUGCACGGAAACGGCUCUCGUCAUGUUGAAGGUAGUCGGUGCUUCCUGGCAUAAGACCCGUAUAGGGUCGUACAUACUCAUCGGUGCACUGAUGCUAGCAGUCGCUGCUCUAUUCCUCGCCGAUAUGGAGCGUCCCAGCUACAACGGGACCUACUGUGCCACCACCUACUGGGCACGGAACUCCGGCUAUCGGCUAGAGUUCUGGGGCCAGCGCAAUGAUCUCGACCAGGUGCCGAAGGGUGCGGUCCGUGCCUGCUUCCGGGACAGCAUCCUAACGAACGGUUGGUCUCAGCUUGAGCUAGAAUCUCAAUCUACCUACACGGACACGGUGCAGGCGUAUGCGGCUGGCAUUAUGGAGGGUGCACUGACGUGGCACAACAUCUACAUGCACUGGUCCAACACGAUCGAUGCGGUCUGCUCGAAGGAUGAAGAGUCGGAGGAGUUCUGCGACUGGUUGCGCGGUUUGAUCACCACGAACGUGGACACGGUAAAGAAGAUGGCCGAUAUGAAGGGCAAGCACGACUACUACUGGUACCAGAUUGCGCUGUUCUACGAUCAGCUGGAUGGGCUCGAGAUUGGCUUCCGGAAGGGUGUGAAGCGAUCGCGCAUGGAUUACGAAAUUCCUAAGCAGGACUUUCUGCUAAUGAACGCCGCUGUCGAUAUACGCGACCUGAAGAUCUACUACACCAACUUUCUGAUGGAAAACAGUGGCCUGAAGCCGGAACCGGCAAAGGGAAUUAUGCUGCUCAAGCUGCUGCAGCAACCGAACGGACAGUCAAAGGUGCUGCUCGGCCACACGUCCGAUGGUAGCUACUCGUCGAUGCUGCGCAUGGUGAAGAAGUACACGCUGCGGUAUCACCUCUCAGCGGAGACGGCACGGACUGUUGUUUCCGCGCAGGCCGCGGAGGAUGAGGAUCGCGCCGUCGUGCCGGGUACGAACAUUGUGUUUACCGGGUAUCCGGGUGUGCUGGCAUCGUUGGACGAUUUCUACGUGAUCAGUGGACGCCGCCAGCACCGGCUGGUGGCGGCCGGCGUGAAGAUGGAAAACGAGCACGUGGAUCUGUGGCGCAAAAUCGAUUUAGUGCGCUCGGUUUCGCUGGCACCGCGCGUAAUGGCAGCGAAUCGGCUGGGGCACAGUGGUCGGUCCUGGGCGCGGUACUUUGCCCGCAACCCGUCGACGGGUGUGAAGCAGUGGCUGGUGAUCGAUAUGUCACGGUUUGUGGGAAGCAAUGAGACUGAGGUGGAGCUGCUUGCAACCUCCCCGGCAUCGGUGGCGGUGGACCAGUCAGUGGAGGACAAUGACAUUGCUGCUGGGGGCGGACAGGAUGUGGUAGCGGACGGUGAACAUCAGCGCAUUGUAACGAAGCGGAUGGAAGACUACGUGGACGAUGAUUUUAAGGAGCAUCUGUCCUCGAUCCGUCAGGUGCGGAUGGUGACGAUUCCAAAAGCACCCGAACCGGUCGCCGGGGAAGAGCUGGUGGUGGAACCCAGCGUUGGUCAUACCUUUGGAUCGGGCAUGUUCUGGGUGGUGGAUCAGCUGCCCGGUCGGCUGCACGCGGAAGACAUCACCGACAAGAUCGUGUCCGACGGGUACUGGUUAACGAAUGGGGUGCCCUACUUCAAGGAAGCGCUCGACAUCGGACAGGCUACGGCGAACGCAACCAACACUACCGCUCCGUCCUCCACGAUGGAGAAGAUCCUGCAGAACAUUACCGACCUGGAGACGCUGGCACGCUUCUUCCGCCAGUCCGCCUACCGGGGCGAUCUCGAUCAGGAUGAACCGGCCGCCUUCGGCAACAUCGAUCUGAAGAUGUACACCGAAACGGCCGACGGUACGGUACACUUCCGGGCGUACUCGGGACCCCUGUACGAUCCGGCCCGCAGCACCCCGGGCCAGGCGGCCAAACGGAGCAUCGUGAAAUCGGAACAGCUACAUCAAUCAACCGCCACCGAUCAAAAGACAGCGACAGCGAGCCACGGCGACGCCGCCACGGUCGCUUCCCAUCCGUUCGAUUGGAGUCGAAUACUGCCGUUCGAAGUGCGCCACCAGGGCCACCCGGAUGUGUGGGACUUUGAGCACAUCACACCGGAAUGGGCGUGGAUAUGAGUCGUAUGCGGUGCCGCCGCCUCACUUACUUAGACCAAUUGUUUUUUCUCACUGACACGGGCAGCACUACUGCUCCUGUGUUAGUACACACCACCUCCGUCUGUCAUAACUAUUCGUGCAAUAACGCCAAGAUCACUCAAGUCUUCCAAAGCGAGCCUAAGAAAGAUCAACUUCCUAUCUGACUAAAAUCAUGGAUUUUUACAAAGUUUUCCUGUGAGAAAAACCAAACAAAACAUAACUGCAAUUUUACAUAGCCGUAGUUAGACGAAAGCCUUAAAGCGAUAGCAAAUUGCGCAAGCUGCUGUUCCUGUUGAUGGCAAUUGCGCUAGUUCAUACACGCAAACACACUUUUUAUAGACCAAUUUUGAAAGAACAAAAGAAAAAUAGAAUGACGGAAUAAUGAAAAGAAAAGAAGAAUAAACACC